Magnolia sinica is the source of this 384-nucleotide messenger RNA. RefSeq lists its product as uncharacterized. Bases 1 to 384 code for a protein of 127 amino acids. NCBI's taxonomy places the organism in Eukaryota, Viridiplantae, Streptophyta, Magnoliopsida, Magnoliales, Magnoliaceae. The transcript has a single exon. The record is from RefSeq and is a predicted model, not a curated record.
AUGAGCAAUGAGGUGGUCAGCUUCGAUUAUCUUAAGGAGUUGUAUGUUAAGGAUGAGGACUUCAAGGAUGCGUGGUUGAAGUGCCAAGAAGGUCAUCCUAAUGACCUACACAUGCAAGACGAUUUCCUCUUCAAAGGAAAUCGAUUGUACAUCCCCCAAAGUUCUCUGAGGGAGCAUAUUUUUCAGGAGCUAUAUGAAGGUGGCCUUGGCGGACACUUUAGGAGAGACAAGUCACGAGCUCUUGUGGAGGAGCAGUAUUACUACCCACAAUUGGUACGUGAUGCAGGAAAAGUAGUGCAACGUUGUUAUGUUUGUCAGACCUUCAAGGGGCAGUCUACGAAUACGGGCCUCUACACCUCGUUACCUGUGCCGGACAACCCUUAG